This is a messenger RNA of Spodoptera littoralis (African cotton leafworm), 2317 nucleotides long. The record is from the annotation of a GenBank genome assembly. NCBI's taxonomy places the organism in Eukaryota, Metazoa, Arthropoda, Insecta, Lepidoptera, Noctuidae.
AAUAAAAAUGAAUCCCGCUUCAACUCGGGUAGUUCCAUCGAACGAUAAGUUUCAAUUAACAGACAGUGAUUUGGAAGGUUGUUUGGUCGAAAUAUUCAAGAGAUUUAGAUGUCCUGUUGGUGUGACUGUUGAUGAAUAUCAACAACGGGGCAAGAGUGCAUCAGGAAAUGUAGUCUACGUAGUGAAACGCAAGCAAACAACAGUCACUCCGGCGACGCUGUACACGGAAUCAAUAGUAAUGGAGCAUACACAUAAAGAUCCUAAACAUAUCUAUUUAGCAAUGAAAGCUGUGUAUGAUGUCCAACACCAUCUUGUAGAAUUAAUGAUCACUAACUCCCAAGAGGUGAUCGUACCGAGGAUGAUCAUUCAAGUCUUAUCCAACAUAAUCGCCAACUACCCACUGUUAACCAAGUUUGCGAUUAAAAACUGUUACAUCGACCAUAAUAUUGUGCACGACUUUAAAAGUAUGCUUCUUUAUUCUGCCAUCACUGAUGUAUGUUUGGAUGACUGUAAACUAAACAAUGCCAACUACGAAGUCAUAUUAAAAGCACCAACAGUUGUUAAGAAUCUAUCACUAUGCAGAUGUAACAUAAGCGAUCCAGAAUGCAAAGAGAUAGCCGCAAUGUUACGCUAUACAGAACUAGCUGAGAAUCAUUUAGUCACGUUGAAUCUGACGUCCAACAAAAUAGGGGAUGAAGGAGCAAAAUAUUUAGCAAACGCCCUAAGAACUAAUAGACAUUUGCGAUAUUUGAAUUUAGCUGAUAAUGUUAUCGGCGACGAAGGUGCAAUCUGCAUAUUUCGCCAUUUGUUAGAAUUCCCGCUAACUCACGACGAAAACGUGGACAGGCGGCGACGAUACUUCUUAUACUUGAAAAAGAAGCAAGAAAUAUACGCAGAAUGUAUUAACAAACUUAACUCGUCUAGCAUAUUAAAACGAGAGAAAUCUAAACGAAAAUUAAUGUCACAUACAACACUUUCAUCCAGAGAAGGCUCUUACCAAUCUCACAAUAGACCUAAAACAGUUGUAAAAAAAAUAAAACGCGUCUCACAAGACAAUACCUGGCAGAAUAUAAAGGCAGAGAUGAUGGCCAAAGAUAUACUGGGACCAUUUGAGGAUCCAUUUGGAACUACGAGUUUUAAGAUUAUUGACGACUACCCAUUUUGUAUAGGUAACUUUACACUGAGUUAUCUGAAUUUGGCGUAUAACAACUUGACAUACCUAAGUUUAAAAAUACUACUCAAUGUCGUUGAGCACCAAAUGAUUUAUAGCACGCAGAAGUUAUGUGGCCUCAUGAAAGUUAUUUUAGAAGGGAAUCGGUUACCAGUCAAAUGUGAAGAGCUUUCAACUAUUCAGCAAAUAUUAAAAGAACAUGUCAACUCUUUCACAAAUAAACUAAAAAAUAGAAUAGCAGAUAAAUGAUAAUUCUUGUUUCUUAUUUGUGAUAAUGUAACAUUUAUAUGCAAUUUAUGUUUCUAGCAUUUACUUGAUAAUAAAGUGAGUGGAAAGGGAAAAAUCCUUUAUUUAUCAAUACAUUAAAACAAAACUCUCAACAAAUUAUUAUGUUUUCGGCUUACUCACGUAGUAAUUUGACGAGAAACUCGACUAGUUUCAAGCCAUGCUAGAGGCUCAGUCGCCGCGUCGCGGGUCGCGAAAUGGUGCUCAUGAAUAUGAGCCUCUAGCAUGGCUUGAAACUAGUCGAGUUCCUCGUCAAAUUUCUACAUGAGUAAGCCGAAAACAUAAUAAUUUAUUUAGUAUGUCUCACGAAAGUUACAAUACAAAACUCUCAACAUACAAAUAUUGUAGAAAAAAUACUGUACUGAGCCCAUAGAAUAACCUUCCAUCACAAAUGUAUACCUCCACCUCCUUAGAUGGUAACAGGGAUGCUGGGAGUACCUCAUUUUCAAAUCAGUAUCUUUAAACCAGACAUAGACAAUUUAGAAGGAAUUUUUAAAUCUAAUAAUGCAGACUAUAUCUUUGGAACAUACAAAUCUGAAAAAGAAAACUCAUAUCACACAUUCUUGCUUAUUUAAUCUAACAACUAUGAACAACUAGUUUUACAUUAUGUACAAUACAAUCCAGUAUCUAAGGCUUUAGGCCAAGCCUUCCCGUUUCUUCCACUCACUCUUUAAUUGUGCCAUUUUCUUUUUCUUAUAUUCUGUUUUUUUAUACUUGUUGCUUUCUAAUCUUCUCUUCUGUGCUGUCACACUAUCUUCUCCAUUCAGCUCUUCAUCUAAUUUUGUAAUUAGCAUCUCACGAGCUCUUGUCCUGUUUUCAUCUUGGCAUCUACUUGUGUGGCAUUUUAUUACAUGACCUGUA